This is a messenger RNA of Oncorhynchus mykiss (rainbow trout), 1616 nucleotides long. Its product is annotated as homeobox protein goosecoid. Gene Ontology annotation, cellular component: nucleus. Lineage: Eukaryota; Metazoa; Chordata; Actinopteri; Salmoniformes; Salmonidae. Gene Ontology annotation, biological process: regulation of transcription by RNA polymerase II. Gene Ontology annotation, molecular function: DNA-binding transcription factor activity, RNA polymerase II-specific; RNA polymerase II cis-regulatory region sequence-specific DNA binding. The record is from RefSeq and is a predicted model, not a curated record.
UCAACUGGUCGGUGACGUCAGCUGAGUAUAUAACGGGGCUGGAGUUCAAGAGGACCACGAAAACAAGUUAGUGAAGCUUUGGUCUCAAUGCACCCACCGGCCACCGGAGUUGGUCCAACAAGAGAAAAACACGCCAACGUCAACAAACUCGAUGUUAUGACGCAGAUUUAGGAACUUUCCGCUGACUGUUUCCUGACCGAAACGAAUUUAGGAUUUUUAAAAGCAACGAGGUUUUUUAUCAUCCUUUCCAAGUAUCGGUGAUGCCCGCUGGUAUGUUUAGCAUCGACAGUAUCCUGGCCGGGAGACCUACUUGCAAGGACUCAGUGCUCCUCCAUCGGAAUGCCCCGGUGGUGUUCUCGAACCUCACGGAUUCCAUCUACACCGCUGCCGAUUAUAAUGGACUCUACUCGCACACUACUGGAUCUUCUCCAUCGGCCAUCGAGGCGGUGAACGGGACUAGAAUAGGAUAUAAUAACUAUUAUUAUGGACAAAUGCAUGUGCAGGGCCCCAGUGGCCCUGCUUGCUGCAGCGCUAUCCCAGCCCUCGGCUCGCAACAGUGCCCGUGUAUUCCAACCGGUUAUGACCGCACGGGCUCCGUGCUCAUCUCUCCCAUCCCGCACCAGAUGAUGUCCUAUAUGAACGUGGGCACCUUGUCUCGGACGGAGCUCCAGCUCCUGAACCAGCUCCACUGCCGACGCAAGAGGAGGCACCGGACUAUCUUCACCGACGAGCAGCUCGAGGCCCUGGAAAAUCUAUUUCAGGAGACCAAGUACCCUGACGUCGGCACACGGGAACAGCUCGCGCGAAGAGUGCACCUACGGGAAGAGAAGGUCGAGGUGUGGUUCAAAAACAGACGAGCGAAAUGGAGAAGACAGAAAAGGUCGUCCUCGGAAGAGUCUGAAAACUCGCAGAAAUGGAACAAAUCGAUGAAAACACUCGCAGAGAAAACCGAGGAAAACAAAAGUGACGUGGAUUCGGACAGCUGAUAGGUAGAAUAUUAACACAAAACAAUAGAACGGUUGUAUAGGUUGCAUAGUGUAUGGGUGGAUGCGCAAAUAGGCUACAUACUCGAUUGGGACUUCUUGUACAUAGUGUAAAUGUGAUGUGGACUGAAGUAAUGAACUAUUUUGCCAUGAUGUUGCACAGUUGUAUAGUAAAUAUUACUUUUAUUAUUGCAAUGGGGUAAGCUAUUUAUAUUUAAUUUAAAGUUGUUGUUAUGCAUAACGUCCCGAAGAUGUGGUGAGCAAGGAGCCUUGAUCCGUUUUCUGGCGUGUGUUAAUACUUCGCGAGCUGACAUGACAUCUCAUAUUUGAGUGGUGUAUUCAUCAUCACGAUUUACCGCAAAUAAUAUUUUGAAACUACAUCAAUGGGGAGAAUAUAUUUCAUAGAGUUAAACAUAAAUCACACUUAAUAUGAAACAGCGUUUUGUCACCUUUAUAAGAUAAAAGGACAAGGCUAUAUUUGUCAACUCAUAACCAUACAGACGUGUUUGGGGAUUUGACUAAAUUGAUUUGUCAAUAUGUUGCAAUGAAUGAUAAUUACAGGAACAAUGAAUAUACAUUAAAUCAUAUCUGAAUCCUCUCUAUUUCCUUUGUCACCUUUCACAUUUGUUCAUC